This is a messenger RNA of Procambarus clarkii (red swamp crayfish), 3180 nucleotides long. NCBI's taxonomy places the organism in Eukaryota, Metazoa, Arthropoda, Malacostraca, Decapoda, Cambaridae. The record is from RefSeq and is a predicted model, not a curated record.
CUUGCUGUUACUGGCUGCAGUGACCCCGAGGGAGAGCGCAGAGCAGCUAGCGCCCCAGAGCGCAGAGCAGCUAGCGCCCCAGAGCGCAGAGCAGCUAGCGUCCCAGAGCGGAGAGCAGCUAGCAUCCCAGAGCGGAGAGCAGCUAGCAUCCCAGAGCGGAGAGCAGCUAGCAUCCCAGAGCGGAGAGCAGCUAGCAUCCCAGAGCGGAGAGCAGCUAGCAUCCCAGAGCGGAGAGCAGCUAGCAUCCCACAGCGGAGAGCAGCUAGCAUCCCAGAGCGGAGAGCAGCUAGCAUCCCAGAGCGGAGAGCAGCUAGCAUCCCAGAGCGGAGAGCAGCUAGCAUCCCAGAGCGGAGAGCAGCUAGCAUCCCAGAGCGCAGAGCAGCUAGCGUCCCAGAGCGGAGAGCAGCUAGCAUCCCAGAGCGGAAAGCACCUAGCGUCCCAGAGCGGAGAGCAGCUAGCAUCCCAGAGCGGAAAGCACCUAGCGUCCCAGAGCGGAGAGCAGCUAGUAUUGCAGAGCAGCUAGCAUCCCAGAGCGGAGAGCAGCUAGCAUCCCAGAGCGGAGAGCAGCUAGCGUCCCAGAGCGGAGAGCAGCUAGCAUCCCAGAGCAGAGAGCAGCUAGCAUCCCAGAGCGGAGAGCAGCUAGCAUCCCAGAGCAGAGAGCAGCUAGCAUCCCAGAGCGGAGAGCAGCUAGCCUCCCAGAGCGGAGAGCAGCUAGCAUCCCAGAGCGGAGAGCAGCUAGCGUCCCAGAGCGGAGAGCAGCUAGCGUCCCAGAGCGGAGAGCAGCUAGCGUCCCAGAGCGGAGAGCAGCUAGCGUCCCAGAGCGGAGAGCAGCUAGCGUCCCAGAGCGGAGAGCAGCUAGCGUCCCAGAGCAGAGAGCAGCUAGCAUCCCAGAGCGGAAAGCACCUAGCGUCCCAGAGCGGAGAGCAGCUAGCAUCUCAGAGCGCAGAGCAGCUAGCGUCCCAGAGCGGAGAGCAGCUAGCAUCCCAGAGCGGAAAGCACCUAGCGUCCCAGAGCGGAGAGCAGCUAGCAUCCCAGAGCGCAGAGCAGCUAGCGUCCCAGAGCGGAGAGCAGCUAGCAUCCCAGAGCGGAAAGCACCUAGCGUCCCAGAGCGGAGAGCAGCUAGCAUCUCAGAGCGGAGAGCAGCUAGCGUCCCAGAGCGGAGAGCAGCUAGCGUCCCAGAGCGGAGAGCAGCUAGCAUCCCAGAGCGGAGAGCAGCUAGCAUCCCAGAGCGGAGAGCAGCUAGCAUCUCAGAGCGCAGAGCAGCUAGCGUCCCAGAGCGGAGAGCAGCUAGCGUCCCAGAGCGGAGAGCAGCUAGCAUCUCAGAGCGCAGAGCAGCUAGCAUCCCAGAGCGGAGAGCAGCUAGCGUCCCAGAGCGGAGAGCAGCUAGCAUCCCCAGAGCGGAGAGCAGCUAGCAUCCCAGAGCGGAGAGCGCUAGCGUCCCAGAGCGGAGAGCAGCUAGCGUCCCAGAGCGGAGAGCAGCUAGCGUCCCAGAGCGGAGAGCAGCUAGCAUCUCAGAGCGCAGAGCAGCUAGCGUCCCAGAGCGGAGAGCAGCUAGCAUCCCAGAGCGGAGAGCAGCUAGCAUCCCAGAGCGGAGAGCAGCUAGCAUCCCAGAGCGGAGAGCAGCUAGCAUCCCAGAGCGGAGAGCAGCUAGCAUCCCAGAGCGGAGAGCAGCUAGCGUCCCAGAGCGGAGAGCAGCUAGCGUCCCAGAGCGGAGAGCAGCUAGCAUCUCAGAGCGCAGAGCAGCUAGCGUCCCAGAGCGGAGAGCAGCUAGCAUCCCAGAGCGGAGAGCAGCUAGCAUCCCAGAGCGGAGAGCAGCUAGCAUCCCAGAGCGGAGAGCAGCUAGCAUCCCAGAGCGGAGAGCAGCUAGCAUCCCAGAGCGGAGAGCAGCUAGCAUCCCAGAGCGGAGAGCAGCUAGCGUCCCAGAGCGGAGAGCAGCUAGCAUCCCAGAGCGGAGAGCAGCUAGCGUCCCAGAGCGGAGAGCAGCUAGCAUCCCAGAGCGGAGAGCAGCUAGCAUCCCAGAGCGGAGAGCAGCUAGCAUCCCAGAGCGGAGAGCAGCUAGCAUCUCAGAGCGCAGAGCAGCUAGUGUCCCAGAGCGGAGAGCAGCUAGCGUCCCAGAGCGGAGAGCAGCUAGCGUCCCAGAGCGGAGAGCAGCUAGCAUCUCACAGCGCAGAGCAGCUAGCGUCCCAGAGCGGAGAGCAGCUAGCAUCCCAGAGCGGAGAGCAGCUAGCAUCCCAGAGCGGAGAGCAGCUAGCAUCCCAGAGCGGAGAGCAGCUAGCAUCCCAGAGCGGAGAGCAGCUAGCGUCCCAGAGCGGAGAGCAGCUAGCGUCCCAGAGCGGAGAGCAGCUAGCAUCCCAGAGCGGAGAGCAGCUAGCGUCCCAGAGCGGAGAGCAGCUAGCAUCCCAGAGCGGAGAGCAGCUAGCAUCCCAGAGCGGAGAGCAGCUAGCAUCCCAGAGCGGAGAGCAGCUAGCAUCCCAGAGCAGAGAGCAGCUAGCAUCCCAGAGCGGAGAGCAGCUAGCGUCCCAGAGCGGAGAGCAGCUAGCGUCCCAGAGCGGAGAGCAGCUAGCGUCCCAGAGCGGAGAGCAGCUAGCAUCCCAGAGCGGAGAGCAGCUAGCAUCCCAGAGCGGAGAGCAGCUAGCGUCCCAGAGCGGAGAGCAGCUAGCGUCCCAGAGCGGAGAGCAGCUAGCAUCCCAGAGCGGAGAGCAGCUAGCAUCCCAGAGCGGAGAGCAGCUAGCAUCCCAGAGCGGAGAGCAGCUAGCAUCCCAGAGCGGAGAGCAGCUAGCAUCCCAGAGCGGAGAGCAGCUAGCGUCCCAGAGCGGAGAGCAGCUAGCGUCCCAGAGCGGAGAGCAGCUAGCAUCCCAGAGCGGAGAGCAGCUAGCAUCCCAGAGCGGAGAGCAGCUAGCAUCCCAGAGCGGAGAGCAGCUAGCAUCCCAGAGCGGAGAGCAGCUAGCGUCCCAGAGCGGAGAGCAGCUAGCAUCCCAGAGCGGAGAGCAGCUAGCAUCCCAGAGCGGAGAGCAGCUAGCAUCCCAGAGCGGAGAGCAGCUAGCAUCCCAGAGCGGAGAGCAGCUAGCGUCCCAGAGCGGAGAGCAGCUAGCAUCCCAGAGCGGAGAGCAGCUAGCAUCCCAGAGCGGAGAGCAGCUAGCAUCCCAGAGCGGAGAGCAGCUAGCGUCGCAGAGCGGAUAG